CUCAAAUUCGUCGCGUCGUAGUGACUGGAAAUAGCAAUAUUGGAGAAGGAAUCUUGCGCUGGGUUGAUAUUGUGGCCUGCCGGGGUGAGAUCGAGGGGCAAGGGCUGCCGAGGCGGUGAUUGCAGCUAAGGGGAACGAUGGAGUUGCCAAAGGAUAAGGCAACCACCUCGACGGACGCGAUGCUGCCAUCCUACGCGCGACGCACGGGGCGUAUCGGCAGCCUGCAGGAAUUCCAGCAACGCGCCGUUCGCUACAGUCUCCAACCCGCCAACGGUCAAGAAAAUAACUUUGCCGCCUUACUGAAGGACGAGCUCGAUACCGACAUCUCGGACACCUACGUAGGCGUCACCCCCGAUCGCCGAGAUAGUGACGGAUCCGACUUCGUCGAGACCUUCCGAAAAUAUGGCGGCAGGAAAUCCGUCUCGGGUGUAUCACUCUUUGGAGGUGAGAGGGGUCGAGCUCUCGAUAAGCACAGAUACUACCGUCGCCAACUCAAAGCAGUGUGCUUCUUGAUCCUCUUGGGUGUCAUCGGAGGACCCUUGAAUUACGGUAUUCGAGUGCUGUUUAAUUACCUCAUUGAAUUGAGAGAAUAUGUCGUAGAUCAGGCCCCAAACUACGCAUCAAAACUCGCAGCUUGGACAGCUCAUACUGUCGUCUUUUCAGGUCUGGGGAUCUUCUUCACGCAACUCGCACCGGUUGCUGCAGGCUCUGGCGUCUCCCAAAUGAAAUCGAUUCUAACAGGCAUCGAUCCGCGGAUGUAUCUGCCUGGGUAUUUCGACUUCUCGACGUUUCUCGCUAAAGUUGCUGGUUUGGUGUGUUCUGUUGGUGGAGGGUUAAUUGUAGGCACCGAAGGAGCCUACGUCCACAUCAUGUCUAUCGUCACGCACCAUUUACUGAAGACACCGGUGUUUAAAGGCUUUAGUGUCCAUCUCAAUGGCCGACUCCAAUUACUGGCAGCGGCCUGUGCCGUGGGCGUGUCGUCGCUGUUUUCGUCCCCAAUCGGUGGCGUCCUCUUCAGUAUGGAAGUCACUUCCACGUACUACCUCAUGUCCAACUACAUUAAGGCGUUCAUCAGCGCCGUGGCUGGAGCAGUGAUGCUACGGUUAACUCUGGUAUUGGCAAAAAGCGAAUCCAACCUCGCGACGCAGGCAGUCUUGAAGACGCAGUUUCCUGCCAGUCCGUUCACUAUCUGGGAAAUCCCCUUGUAUAUCUUCCUGGGGACUGUACUGGGUUUAUUGUGCACAGCCAUGAUGUGGUUCUUGCGCAAAAUUGCUGAACACAGAAGCUCCUUUCGAAAAUCAUCCCAGAAGUGGAAAAAAGUUUUGGUUACGUGGAUUGAUCCGCUUAUUGUGUCGAUCUUAACCGCGGUGUUAACGUUCGUACCAGGUGAAUACGCUCGACAUAACUCGAUGGACGACCUUGCUAUUUUAUUUACCGAAGGCGAACUCCCUUCGUCGUGGCAUGUGACGUCCAAGUACUACGCACUCUCCAUUUUAUCUGCUGUGUUCAUGUUCCUACUCCCGCUAUGCAUCACUCUGCGGAUUCCUACUGGAAUUUGGGUACCAACGUUCAUCGCGGGUGCCGCAUUCGGUCGCAUGUUUGGAGAGGUCGUCGCUACAGUUUUUCCUAGCCUCAGUGUGAUUCCUGGAACGUACGCAUUGGCUGGUGCUGCUGCGUUUGGCACUGCAGCCACUCGCGCAGUCUCCGUCGCGGUCAUUACACUGGAAAUCACGGCGGCAAUGUCCAUGAUCCUCCCGUUAUUCUGCUCUUCGCUUGCUGCGAUGGCAGUCUCCAACCUGUUCAAGGAGAAAUCCGUCUACGACACGUUACUGAUCGUGAACGAAAUGCCAUUCCUGCCUCUUGUAGACUUUGAACCAACUGAAACAGCAGGUGACGUCGUGGAGCCAUGCUUGGUAUACAUCACCAAGCGAACGUCAAUUGCUCGUAUCCUGCUCGCACUCCAACGACUGCCGCAUCAUGAAAUACCAGUUGUUGAUGAUGAAGCGUCGAUGGUCUUACUGGGAGUGGUGAGUGGCUCCCAGUUACGAAGGUUCGUUAGGAAAUACUACGAGUUGAACGGCAUCGCAGAGGUUGAUGUGGAUCUUGGCGAAAAGCCCCAGAAGGAAACGCCGUCGCUAUGGUGGGCCACACUGAAGGACAAGCUUACGAACACUCGAACAGACAACACGGGUGGCUUCAACGGCAUGGGAUCAAUCGAUAUCACAUACAACGCAUUGUCAACCCAGAAACAUCAUUUGAUCGGGCCUGGAGGUGGCGCAGUUCCGUUCCUACUGGACGACUCGAAGAUGUUGGGGCUGUUAAACGAAGGCUGGGACAGUGCCAAGGCCGAGAAGCUCAACGCAACAGUGAAGAUCACGGAGGGGCGGAUCUGUAUCAUCCGUCCUAUGGCCAUGACCAUCUCGAGUAACACGCCUCUGGACGAUCUCCACAUGAUCUUCACGAUGCUCCGCUGUGAUCACUGCUUUGUAUGCGACCACGGAGCUCUAGAAGGAGUUGUCACCACUAAAGGACUACUGCGCUCCGGCAAAUUCGCCGGUGUUGCGUAACUAGAAACAAUAGAUAAUCCUAGUGUAGUUUGAUUCGAAUCUUC
Molecule: messenger RNA, 2611 nt
Organism: Phytophthora nicotianae INRA-310
Lineage: Eukaryota; Oomycota; Peronosporomycetes; Peronosporales; Peronosporaceae
Exons: 1
Coding region: 138-2567 (809 amino acids)
Biological process (GO): transmembrane transport; chloride transport
Cellular component (GO): membrane
Molecular function (GO): voltage-gated chloride channel activity
Source: RefSeq, a predicted model, not a curated record